ACGGGGGAAUGCCUCCCUCUGCCUGGCUCCUUAUAGUGCCGGCGGGAGGCAGGAAUUCUGUCCGAGUGGUACGGACAUCGCCGCUGGAGACUACAAACACGGAGCUCUCCCUUUAAACAAGGUCUCAUGAUCGACAACUCUUUCAAUUAGUUGUCCAGUCGUGGAGGGUCAAGGCGAACCCACGUCCUCCCACACUUAAAGCAAGUGCGCUGAGUGACGUUGGAGCAAAGUGAACAUCACUGAAAGGUCUCGAGGACACGCAGCUGGCACUUAAAGAAUUCUCAUAGAGGACGAGCCAACAGGUUUUGACUUGUUGAUCCUCUGAUCUGACAUCAUGCAUCAGCUGUCUGUGACUUCCCUGUUUGUCUGCCUGUGGCUAGUGGAGCACAGCCAUUGCAACAGUAGCUUGGGCAACAGCCUCAAUGAUCUUCACACACAGUUUGGUGUCAGCCUCUACCAAACACUUACUGAGACAGAGAACAACUCCAACCUGAUCGUGUCUCCAGCCAGCGUCUCACUGUGUCUGGGCCUUCUGCAGUUAGGUGCAAGAGGGAACACUCUAGCACAGCUUGAUGGGACUCUGGGUUAUGAUGUAAACGAUGCUCGUGUGCAGGAUAUUCUGUCAUGGCCACAAGGUGACCUGGGUAAUUCCAGUAAGGGUGUGCGGCUCGAGCUUGCUAAUGCCUUAUAUGUCCAAAGUGGUGUGAAACUCCUGCCAGAGUUUACUCAGCAUGCCUUGGGAUGGGCUAACAAUAGCCUACUGAGUGUAAACUUCAUUAAUUCCAACAACACUCAGCUACAGCAAUGGGCACGCUACCAUAGUAAAGCUGAUGACCACCUUCAGGCUAAAGAGGAGCUACCACAGUCUGGUGAUCCACAAGAAGAGGCCUCCAGGCAGGAUAUAUUGCCACACAUGACUCUACUGAGUACAGUGGUUUUCCAUGGAGCCUGGCAGAAACAAUUCCUCUUCACAGAGACUCAAAACCUGCCCUUCACCCUCUCUGAUGGCAGCACAGUCAAAGUGCCAAUGAUGUACCAGUCAACUGAAGUCAACUAUGGACAGUUUCGCCUGCCUUCAGAUCAGCAAUACACUGUAUUGGAGCUACCAUACCUGGAUCGCUCACUCAGGCUGUUGGUGGCAUUACCUGGGGACAGAAAGACCCCUCUAUCACAGCUGGAAUCACAGCUCACAUCCCGUGCUGUGGGACUUUGGGAUACUGGAUUAAGACGAACCAAAAUGGAUAUCUUUUUGCCCAGGUUUAAAAUGCAGAGCAGGUUCAAUCUGAAGGCUGUUCUACAGUCUCUUGGUAUCUCCGACAUCUUCAGUCCUUCAGCAGCAGAUUUUAGAGGGAUCUCAGAUGGGGAAGGACUUUUUGUAUCAGAGGCUUUCCAUGAGGCAAAAAUAGAGGUGACAGAGGAAGGGACAAAAGCAGCUUCAGUCACAGCAAUGGUGCUAUUGAAAAGAUCUCGUGCAGCAGUUUUUAAAGCAGAUAGGCCAUUUCUCUUCAUCUUACGUCAAAUCAGCACAGGUUUAUUGCUGUUUAUAGGUCGAGUGUUGAAUCCAGCAGAACAGAUGUCUUGAGAAGACACAUGCAAUGACAUCUGCUUGAAAUAAUGAACACACACACACACAGGAGUCCUACAUUUAUAAACACUUUAAUCCAUGUGAUUUUGCCAACUCAGCACACCCCAACAUCCCUCAUGGGAAUACAGGGUGAGAGGAAUAUCUGGGGACCAUUAGGAGGGUCCACUGACACUUCAGGAAGAGGGACAAGACUUUUGUACAUAUCUGUAAAUAAAAUUUUAUUACA
Molecule: messenger RNA, 1811 nt
Organism: Xyrauchen texanus (razorback sucker)
Lineage: Eukaryota; Metazoa; Chordata; Actinopteri; Cypriniformes; Catostomidae
Product: probable serpin E3
Exons: 9
Coding region: 335-1582 (415 amino acids)
Biological process (GO): negative regulation of endopeptidase activity
Molecular function (GO): serine-type endopeptidase inhibitor activity
Source: RefSeq, a predicted model, not a curated record